CUACAUCUGGAAAACUGGGUCACAUUUUUCAUCCCCACCACCCAUAUUCAUCAAGAACAAUGCUCCAUAUUAAACCUUUUUUUUUGACAGGAUGCUCCAUAUUAAACUUGACAGCAACUUGUAUAGGGAUAAGCUAUAGGCUCUUUUUGUGAGUAGGCCUAGUUUGUUUUAGCUUCUAAUUUAUGUGAGCAUUUUAAUGAAAUAAGUAUUUAGCUGACUUACAAAAGACUUCUUUAGAAGUAUAUCUAUACUGGCUCUUAGAAAACACUUGGUUAUUACAAGCUCUUUUCAAUUUUCUUUUCCUAUAAUUACUUGUUCAGGAUAUUUCUUUCUUACUCCUAAUGGUAGCUGGGAGCUUGGGACUUCAAAUCUGUAAAAUUCCUUUUAAUGGGAUUUCUGUAAUAUUAAAGUAGCAUAUAUUUAACUUGAUAUAUCAAUUUGGGCUUGGAUCCAACACUAAUUUUUGGAAACUCGUGACUCGACAAAAGAAAUGAUGCUGGUGUAUUGUUCUUUUCCUCUGGAACACUCUUGUGAAUGACAACAUGUCACGUCUAAGAAAGAACCAGAACUAUCCAAUACUAUCAUUAUUCUCAAGUUCUACAUGUAUCUAGAGCCACUUUGUGAUGUGCCUCUCCGACAUAUCCUAGAAGUUCUUGGACACUUCUGUAAGCAUCCAGAGCCAAGUGACCAACAUCAACCCCAUAUCUUUAUUUAAGUUGUGUCAGCAGUUCCUUUCAUUAUCAACGAACACAAACAAAUUACACAUAGACAAGCACUUCAACAUCAAACUCAACAAAUGGCUUUGGCACGUUUGGCUUUGAGAAAUUUGCAGCAAAGGGUCUCUGCUUCUUCCUCUGCUCCCUUGAUAAGGCAUCAUGGUAGUGUGGAGAAGCAGAGGUGGGGCAAUGGGUUGGUGGCAAGGUUUUCCACUGCAGCGAGUGAGAAGGAGAAAUCUGAAGGGAGUGAAGUUGCAGUCACGGAAGGUAAAAAGUCAAGGUUGUUCCCUAGGAGGAAGAGUAGGAGAUGGCUUUGGAGAAAUGAUGACCGUGACUUCUCUCCUGCACUUCAUGAGUUGUUUCCAUCAAGCCUUGGGAAUGCACUAAUGCAAGCAACUGAGAACAUCAACAAGCUAUUUGACAACAUGAAUUUGACACCAUGGUCUCUCAGCGGGCGCGUGAAAGAGUGGGAUGACCAUUACAAACUUCGUUAUGACAUGCCAGGAAUUGCCAAGGAGGAUGUAAAGAUCACCAUUGAUGAUGGGAUGUUGACAAUUAAGGGGGAGCACAAGGAAGAGAAAGAAGAAGGGGAUGAUGAUGAGUAUUGGUCUUCAAGUAGCUAUGGCUACUAUAAUACCAGCUUGGUUUUGCCUGAUGAUGCCAAGGGUGAUGAAAUUAAGGCAGAGUUGAAGGAUGGUGUGCUAACUGUGACUAUUCCUAGAACUGAGAAGCCCAAAAAGGAUGUGAAACAAGUGACUGUACAAUAAAUUUGGAAUUUUAUGAGUGUGUGGUAGUGAUGUCGUGAAAUAUGAAGUUGUGAGCCUAUGGCGUUAAUAAGAAAUAAAAUUUCAGCCCUGUUCGUGGAAAAUUUCAAUUGGAAUCAUUCUAUUAUUGUUUGCCCUAUUUUGGAUUUAAUGACUUCUUUUUGGGCUUUGUUGUUGUAUAGGGUGGUUUUUGCUCAGGCUGCAGUGAGAGUUGUUUUCUUUUGUCUGUUGGGCCUAGGUUGUUUUCUUUAGAAAUGAAGGUUUUUUUUUUUUAAAGAAAUGAAGGUUAUAAAGA
Messenger RNA from Lotus japonicus, 1775 nucleotides. RefSeq names its product 26.5 kDa heat shock protein, mitochondrial. The transcript is spliced from 2 exons. Gene Ontology annotation, biological process: response to heat. The record is from RefSeq and is a predicted model, not a curated record. The coding region runs from base 797 to 1483 and encodes 228 amino acids. NCBI's taxonomy places the organism in Eukaryota, Viridiplantae, Streptophyta, Magnoliopsida, Fabales, Fabaceae.